CUGCAGUCUGUUACCUUCAAAAGAGAGAAAGUGUCUGCCAUCGUUUUUUCUGAAGCUGUGUAAUUCAUGUGUAUGUAUCUCUUUUCACAUUUACAUUUAGUCUCUAGGUAGACACUUUUAAUAUUAAGUAACUUCCAAAUGAUGUGCAAUUUUAGCAAAUGGCCAAUAAGUAUAAAUAUAUCAAAAUAUGUAUGUUUGCUGGUAUUGCAGAAAUGACUGAGGAGAGGGAUGUUGAAACUUUUUUUUCUAACAUGACAGGAGACGUUCAAAGGAUCCAAUCUAACAAAAGAGGGAACACUGAGCAAAAAAAGAACAAAGAGAGCUGUCAUAAACGCCCCAAGUGCAAAAAGACUUUAUACCAGGAAUUACAUCAGCGACUGGACACCAGGGAGAAACAACAUGAAUGCUCCCAGUGUUUCAAAACAUUUGAUAGCCUUUCCUCUCUUGCAAUUCAUCAACGAAUACACACAGGAGAAAAGCCCCAUCAUUGCCGUACAUGUGGGAAGGCCUUUAGUCAAUUGUCUGAUCUAAAGAAACACCAGAAGAUCCAUACUGGAGAAAAGCCACACCAGUGCAAUACAUGUGGGAAGGCCUUUAGUCAAUUGUCUGUUCUAAAGAAACACCGGAAGAUCCAUACUGGAGGAAAGCCACACCAGUGCAAUACAUGUGGGAAGGCCUUUAGUCAAUUGUCUGAUCUAAAGAAACACCAGAAGAUCCAUACUGGAGAAAAGCCACACCAGUGCAAUACAUGUGGGAAGUCCUUUAGUCAAUUGGGUAAUCUCAAAACACACCAGAAGAUCCAUACUGGGGAAAAGCAACACCAGUGCUCUACAUGUGGGAAGGCCUUUAGUCAAUUGUCUGCUCUCAAGACACACCAGAGGAUCCAUACUGGAGAAAAGCCACACCAGUGCAAUACAUGUGGGAAGUCCUUUAGUCAAUCGUCUGGUCUCAAGACACACCAGAGGAUCCAUACUGGGGGAAAGCCACACCAGUGCUCUACAUGUGGGAAGGCCUUUAGUCAAUUGUCUGCUCUCAAGACACACCAGAGGAUCCAUACUGGAGAAAAGCCACACCAGUGCAAUACAUGUGGGAAGUCCUUUAGUCAAUCGUCUGGUCUCAAGACACACCAGAGGAUCCAUACUGGGGAAAAGCCACACCAGUGCAGUACAUGUGGGAUGGCCUUCACUCAAAUGUCUACCCUCAAUACACACCAGAAGAUCCACACAGUGGAAAAGCCACACCAGUGCAGUACAUGUGGAAAGGCCUUUAGUCAAUUGUCUGAUCUCAAGAAACACCAGAGGAUCCAUACUGGGGAAAAGCCACACCAGUGCAGUACAUGUGUGAAGGCCUUUAGUAACUUGUCUGAUCUCAAGAAACACCAGAGGAUCCAUACUGGGGAAAAGCCACACCAGUGCAGUACAUGUGGGAAGGCCUUUAGUCAAUUGUGUUCUCUCAAGACACACCAGAGGAUCCAUACUGGGGAAAAGCCACAUCAGUGCAGUACAUGUGGGAAGGCCUUUAGUCAAAUGUCUGCUCUCAAGACACACAUGAGGAUCCAUACUGGGGAAAAGCCACAUCAGUGUAGAAAGGCCUUCAAUGGCACAUCUGACGUCAAAGCACACAUGAGGAUCCAUACUGGGGAAAAGCCACAUCAUUGUUCUCAAUGUAGAAAGGCCUUUAGCCAAAUGUCGAAUCUCAAGAAACACCUGAGGAUCCAUUCAAACUAUGUGAUGCCCUGCUAACACAUGAUGGAGUAUCACUUACAGAAAUAAUUCUUGAUUAGCUGAGUUUUAAACAAUGUUUGAUGUAGAAGAUGAAAUAUUAUUUGAUCAUAUUUGAAAUGUGUGUUGGGUUGGAGAUUGAAGCAUAAAUCGUAAGGGUACAUGAAUUGAAUAAAAAAAAAAAAAUUGAAGUGAGGGUUUUUUCAAGUAUGUUUGUGAGUCGUCCGUGGGUGUACAAUAUGUAAUCGGCAAACAGCAGUUAGCGCUUGUACAAGAAAAAGUAGUGUAUGUGCAUGCAAGCUUUCUAGAUAUAUGGCCUAAACAGCACCUCAUGUGAAGGCUGUAGGCUUGUCAACAGCUCAAAGAUGUUUUAGUGUCAGAGAUGGGGGUACUCAAAUGUCUCUCCAUUCCUCAUUAAAGGGAACUCUGUAUUUCUUCUGUUAAACAUUCUCAAGUCAAAUGUGAAAGAGAGUCAGAAGGAACUGUUGUGAUGAUCCGACUUCUGACAUGGCCUUUGUGGCACGGUGGCUCAGUUGCUUGCACUGCCGCCUCACAGCAAGAAGGUCAUGGGUUCGAC
This is a messenger RNA of Clupea harengus (Atlantic herring), 2298 nucleotides long. Its product is annotated as zinc finger protein OZF-like. NCBI's taxonomy places the organism in Eukaryota, Metazoa, Chordata, Actinopteri, Clupeiformes, Clupeidae. The record is from RefSeq and is a predicted model, not a curated record. Gene Ontology annotation, biological process: regulation of gene expression. The coding region runs from base 159 to 1742 and encodes 527 amino acids. The transcript has a single exon. Gene Ontology annotation, cellular component: nucleus.